Messenger RNA from Lepisosteus oculatus (spotted gar), 4015 nucleotides. It is a transcript of the gene ctr9, whose product is annotated as CTR9 homolog, Paf1/RNA polymerase II complex component. Gene Ontology annotation, cellular component: Cdc73/Paf1 complex. Gene Ontology annotation, molecular function: RNA polymerase II complex binding. The record is from RefSeq and is a predicted model, not a curated record. Lineage: Eukaryota; Metazoa; Chordata; Actinopteri; Semionotiformes; Lepisosteidae. Gene Ontology annotation, biological process: regulation of DNA-templated transcription; transcription elongation by RNA polymerase II.
UCCAGCAGAAAGCGGAAGUGGCGGUGAGCUUUCCAGUGUGCUGUAGAAGAGGUGUUUGAGACGGGAGUUUACUGAAGGAUUGGUGUUGUUGGGGGGGUCCCGUCGCCAAGAUGUCUCGGGGUUCCAUUGAAAUCCCACUUCGGGACACCGACGAGGUUAUUGAGCUUGACUUCGAUCAGUUGCCUGAAGGAGAUGAAGUUAUCAGUAUCCUUAAGCAGGAGCACACUCAGCUGCACAUAUGGAUCGCCUUGGCUCUGGAAUAUUACAAACAAGGGAAGACGGAGGAUUUUGUCAAGCUGCUGGAAGCUGCCCGUAUAGAUGGUAACCUGGACUACAGAGACCAUGAGAAAGACCAGAUGACCUGUCUGGACACACUGGCAGCUUACUAUGUGCAACAGGCCAGAAAAGAGAAGAACAAAGAUGCCAAGAAAGAGCUCAUCACCCAGGCCACCUUGCUGUAUACCAUGGCAGACAAAAUCAUCAUGUAUGACCAGAACCACUUGCUGGGCAGAGCCUGUUUCUGUCUUCUUGAGGGAGACAAAAUGGACCAAGCCGAUGCCCAGUUCCACUUUGUCUUGAACCAGUCAACAAACAAUAUCCCGGCCCUUCUGGGUAAAGCCUGCAUCUCUUUCAAUAAGAAAGAUUACAGGGGAGCUCUGGCGUAUUACAAGAAGGCACUGCGUACCAACCCAGGCUGCCCAGCUGAGGUCCGGCUGGGAAUGGGCCAUUGCUUUGUGAAGCUGAACAAACUGGAGAAAGCUCGCCUGGCCUUCAGCCGGGCUCUGGAUCUCAAUUCCAAGUGUGUGGGAGCCCUUGUGGGGUUAGCGGUGCUGGAACUGAACAACAAAGAAGCAGACUCUAUCAAGAACGGAGUGCAGCUCCUCUCUAGAGCGUACACCAUUGACCCUAGCAAUCCUAUGGUUCUCAAUCACUUGGCAAACCACUUCUUUUUUAAAAAGGACUACAGUAAAGUCCAGCACCUGGCGCUUCAUGCCUUUCAUAAUACUGAAGUGGAGGCAAUGCAGGCUGAGAGCUGUUACCAGCUAGCGCGAUCUUUCCAUGUGCAGGAGGAUUAUGAUCAGGCAUUCCAGUACUAUUACCAGGCCACCCAGUUUGCCUCCUCCACCUUUGUGCUGCCCUUCUUCGGCCUGGGGCAGAUGUAUGUGUACCGGAGAGACAAGGAGAAUGCAGCACAGUGCUUUGAAAAGGUUUUGAAAGCGUACCCCAACAACUACGAGACCAUGAAGAUUCUUGGGUCUCUCUACGCUGCCUCUGAGGAUCAGGAAAAGAGAGAUAUAGCUAAGGGACAUCUUAAGAAAGUAACAGAGCAGUAUCCCGAUGAUGUGGAGGCUUGGAUUGAGUUGGCGCAAAUCCUUGAACAGACCGAUAUUCAGGGUGCUCUGUCAGCCUAUGGCACAGCCACGCGAAUCCUGCAGGAGAAGGUGCAGGCAGACGUCCCUCCGGAGAUCCUCAACAACCUGGGAGCGCUGCACUUCAGACUGGGAAACCUGGGAGAGGCUAAGAAAUACUUUCUGGCCUCGCUGGAGCGAGCCAAGGCCGAAGGGGAGCACGACGAACAUUACUACAAUGCAAUCUCGGUCACCACAUCCUACAACCUGGCCAGGCUGUACGAGGCCAUGUGUGAAUUCCAUGAGGCGGAAAAGCUCUACAAGAACAUCCUGAGGGAGCACCCCAACUAUGUGGACUGUUACUUGCGUCUAGGAGCAAUGGCUAGGGACAAAGGGAACUUCUAUGAAGCUUCUGACUGGUUCAAAGAAGCUCUCCAAAUUAACCAGGAUCAUCCAGAUGCGUGGUCACUCAUAGGAAACCUUCACUUAGCUAAGCAAGAGUGGGGCCCUGGCCAGAAGAAAUUCGAGAGGAUCCUCAAGCAGGUGUCCACACAGAAUGACACCUACUCCAUGCUGGCCCUGGCCAACGUGUGGCUGCAGACCCUGCACCAGCCUACCAAGGACCGAGAAAAGGAAAAGCGUCACCAGGACCGUGCCUUGGCCAUUUAUAAACAGGUCCUGCGAAAUGAUGCCAAGAACCUUUAUGCUGCUAAUGGCAUAGGAGCUGUUCUUGCACACAAGGGUUAUUUCAGAGAGGCUCGGGACGUCUUUGCCCAGGUGAGGGAGGCAACUGCUGAGAUCAGUGAUGUGUGGCUAAACCUGGCACACAUCUAUGUGGAACAGAAGCAGUACAUCAGUGCCGUGCAGAUGUAUGAAAACUGCUUAAAAAAGUUCUACAAGCAUCAGAACACAGAAGUCCUGCUCUACUUGGCUCGAGCUUUAUUCAAAUGUGGAAAACUUCAAGAAUGUAAGCAGACGUUGCUGAAGGCCCGCCAUGUGGCUCCCAACGACACUGUGCUGAUGUUCAAUGUGGCGCUGGUUCUGCAGAGGCUGGCCACGCUGGUGCUGAAGGACGAGAAGAGUAACCUGAAGGCUGUGCUCAGUGCUGUCAAAGAACUAGAGCUGGCCCACAGGUACUUUAGCUACCUUAGCAAAGCUGGAGACAAGAUGAGAUUUGACUUGGCACUGGCUUUAACUGAAGCUAGGCAGUGCUCGGACUUGCUGAGCCAGGCGCAGUACCACGUGGCCCGAGCCCGUAAGCAGGACGAAGAGGAGAGGGAGCUGCGAGCCAAGCAGGAGCAGGAGAGGGAGGUCCUCCGCCAGCAGCUCCUCAAGGAACAGGAAGAGAAGCGCAACAAAGAGGCAGAGGAGCAGAAGAAGCUGCUGGAGCAGAGAGCUCAGUUUGUGGAGAAGACCAAGAGCCUCCUCACGUUUGCCGAUGGAGGGAAGGAGACGGUGAAAGAGAAGAAGAAGGGAGGAGGUGGCAGGCGCUCGAAGAAAGGGAACGACUUCGACGAGUUUGUCAACGAUGACUCCGAUGAGGAAUUGCCCGUGCCGAAGAAGAAGAAGAGGAGGAAGGGGGGCAGCGGGAGCGAGCAGGAGGAGGGCGAUGAGGAGGACGAGCGGAAACCCAAGAAGAAGAGGAAGAGACCCCAGAAAGGAGGCGACGAUGGGUCUGAUGAUGAAGAUAGCGCUUCAAGGCCUAAGAAGCAGCGCAAGCCCAGGGAACGCAAGAGGAUGGAGAGGCCUAAAUCUGAGCGUAUGCCACCGUCUCUGAAAGGGAAGAUCAAGUCAAAGGCCAUCAUUUCAUCCUCUGACUCUUCAGAUGAGGACGGACUUAAAAUUGCUGAGGAUCGAAAUCCAAGAGACAGCGAGUCUGAUGAUGACGAGGGCACAGCGCAGACUCACAGGAAGAGGAUCGCUUCCGACAGCGAGUCCGAGGAGGACAGGAACAAGUCCGGGAGCGAGGUGGGGAGUCCCCGGCGCUCCAGGAACUCCGACGACGACUCCGGCAGCGACCAGCCAGUAAGGAAGAGGAGGCCACAGCCACAGUCCGAUUCGGAGCAGUCCGACAAUGAGUCCAAAAAGAGCCGUUCUGGGGGUUCGGAAGAUGAUUCCCGGCCUCCUUCACCUGCUGCUGAUUCAGACAGAGACUCAGAUCGAGGUUCUGAUAACGAGGGUUCUGCGAGGGCGUCUGGAAACGAGUCCGAACUUGAGCGCUCCAACAAUGAGGCAUCUGAUCACAGUUCUGAUGAUAGUGACUAAACAUGGAGAAGAAAAGACUUUUUGUAUUUUUACAGAAGUGUUUCAGGAUUUAUGACCUAAAAUGUGUAUUCAUUAUUUCUUACAAAGCAGGAACAUAUAACUCCUGCAACAGUGAGCUGUAUACUUUAGGCACCAGUGCUUCUUCCAGAAUUUGUUUUGAGUUACUUUUAAGUUUUUUCUGGAUCCACGUCAGGCUGUUUAUAGACGUUUUUCUGUUAAGCCUUUUAAAAGUGGUGCAUAUUACAGAAUGGGGAAACAAGUGUAUAUAAAGCACCAAUUAAAUCAGUCAACAUUUUGUGCAGGCUUAGCAUUAUUUGAAAAGAUUACUUAUGGCAACAAAGUAAAAGUGUUGCUCGGCUACAUGUGCAAAAGAUGUGUAGAUAAUAAAAUGUCAUAAAUGA